ACGGGCCACGUUGCAACCCCAACCAAACGUGGACUCUCUCUCUCUCCUCCAAAAUUUUCUCUCUCCUCCAAAAAUUGAUACCGAAUAUUCCCUCAGUAUGAUCCCGUCUCUCUCUCUCCCUCUCUGCUUAUAAAACCUCCGCUCCCCUCCGUUUCAAACCCCACAGAAAGCCAAAAUCAAUAAAAUUACUAUGUGUGAAGGACUAAAUCGCGACUACCAACUCUGCGAAGAACUCGGCCGCGGGAGAUUCGGCGUCGUCUACCGGUGCCUCUCCAUCGCCUCGGGCUCCCCCUUCGCCUGCAAGUCCAUCGACAAGCGCCUCCUCUCCGACGACCCCACCGACCGCGACUGCCUCGACAAGGAGCCCAAGAUCCUCACCCUCCUCAGCGGGCACCCCAACGUCCUCCAGAUCCACAAGGUGUACGAGGACGAGGACUACCUCCACAUCAUCACCGACCUCUGCGACUCGCCCGACCUCUACACCCGUCUCGCCGCCGGCGGGAAGUUCUCCGAGCCCGACGCGGCGUCGAUCUUUCAACAGCUCGUCUCGGCCGUCGCUUACUGCCACCGCGUGGGCGUCGCUCACAGAGAUAUCAAGCCGGAUAACGUACUCUUCGAUUCUAGGUACAACAAGGUGAAACUGGCGGAUUUCGGGUCGGCGGAGUGGUUCGGCGGCGGGACGAUGAGCGGGGUAGUGGGGACGCCGUACUAUGUGGCGCCGGAGGUGUUGUCGGGGAUGGAGUACAACGAGAAGGUGGACGUGUGGAGCGCCGGCGUGAUUUUGUACAUGAUGCUCGCCGGUGUUCCACCCUUUUACGGCGAUACCGCCGUGGAGAUUUUUGAGGCGGUGAUGCGGGGGAACCUGAGGUUUCCGACGAGGAUAUUCCGGUCGGUGUCGCCGGAGGCCAAGGAUCUGUUGCGGAAGAUGAUCUGUAAGGACGUUUCGCGGCGAUGGUCCGCUGAACAGGUUCUAAGGCAUCCAUGGAUCAUCAAUGGAGGAGUGACUCAAUCAAUGGCUGAUUUGACCUGAAAAAAUGAGCUUUAAAACUGAAGUGGCCUUUGAUGUACAUAAACCACCCAUGAUCUGGGGGUUCUUCCUAGUAAAAACUACAUAGAGAGAGAAAGUCCAAUGAAGCUCUGCACCCAUGAGAGAUUGAGGUGUUCUCUGUUUUGCCAUGUGUCGGAGAAAUCUCGAGGAGGGGGUAUUAUGCUACUACUGUAUAUAUUCUCGCCUUGUGUGUGUGUUUGUUUGGGAGAAAAACAGAAUCAAAUCCUUUUCUUUUUUGUAUGAAGGAGUGAUGUAGUAGAAGUUUUUGUACCAAGUGAUCCGAGAUUUUGAAUAAGAUGAGCAGUUAAGUUA
Messenger RNA from Rhododendron vialii, 1360 nucleotides. RefSeq names its product phosphoenolpyruvate carboxylase kinase 2. Gene Ontology annotation, biological process: intracellular signal transduction; peptidyl-serine phosphorylation; protein autophosphorylation. Gene Ontology annotation, molecular function: calcium-dependent protein serine/threonine kinase activity; ATP binding; calcium/calmodulin-dependent protein kinase activity. The record is from RefSeq and is a predicted model, not a curated record. Bases 191 to 1030 code for a protein of 279 amino acids. NCBI's taxonomy places the organism in Eukaryota, Viridiplantae, Streptophyta, Magnoliopsida, Ericales, Ericaceae. The transcript has 3 exons. Gene Ontology annotation, cellular component: cytoplasm; nucleus.